UCUGGGGCUUGGUCGCCGGUUGCGUCCCUUCCCGACCGCAGCCCGCCGACUCCGCACCCGCGCUCGGGCCACCGCGCCGGCCUCGCCGCCGCUCCCGCCUCGAGGUGCCGCACCCGCUCCGGGGCUCGGGCCGCUGCACUCGCCUCAUCUGGGGAGCCCUCUCCCUCGCCCCCAAAGUUUUUGGGUUCGUUGGAAUUUUUGGAUUCCGAUUUUUUUUUUGCACCUAGGAAUUUGGAAUACUUUUGUAAAUUGAUCGCACUUUCUCUUCGCUAGCUCUCUGUUCCCCUCCUCUUUUUUUUGUUACCCCUGCUUCAAGCAGGGGCUUCCAAGAGGCUUCUGGUGGAUAAAGUUUUCCAAAGUUUUCGAGUGUGGUGGUUGCAGGGAGAACAAGCCCAUCAUCAUCUUGACUUGUCUCCUCACCACUCGGAAAGCAGCCCUAAGCCCGCGUAAAGGAACAAACAAACAAACAAAGUUACACCUCGAGUCGCCUCCUGUCUUCUCUCCCUUCUUCUAGGCAAUCUUUUUCCUCCCUCUCUUUGCUCACCUCCCAUCCUCCAGGUCCCUUCCCUCCGCCUCAUAUUCCUCCUUUGGGUUUCGCCGAAAGGUGCCCGGACCCCUGGCAGCAGCCUCCCCUCCCCCGCCACUCUAGACAGGCCCUCCCCUCCCCCGUCCCGGCCAGCACAGCCAAUCCCCCGUGCGGCCGCCAACAUGCUCUUUGAGGGCUUGGAGCUGGUGUCGGCGCUGGCCACCCUCGCCGCGUGCCUGGUGUCGGUGACGCUGCUGCUGGCCGUGUCGCAGCAGCUGUGGCAGCUGCGCUGGGCUGCUACCCGAGACAAGAGCUGCAAGCUGCCGAUCCCCAAAGGUUCCAUGGGAUUCCCGCUCAUCGGAGAGACCGGCCACUGGCUGCUCCAGGGGUCUGGUUUCCAGUCUUCGCGCCGGGAGAAGUAUGGUAAUGUGUUCAAGACACACUUGCUGGGGCGGCCGCUGAUCCGGGUGACUGGUGCGGAGAACGUGCGCAAGAUCCUCUUGGGAGAACACCAGCUCGUGAGCACCGAGUGGCCGCGCAGCGCACGCGUGUUGCUGGGUCCCAACACGGUGGCCAACUCCAUUGGCGACAUUCACCGCAACAAGCGCAAGGUCUUCUCCAAGAUCUUCAGCCAUGAGGCACUGGAGAGCUACCUGCCCAAGAUCCAGCUGGUGAUCCAGGACACGCUUCGUGCCUGGAGCAGCCAGCCCGAGGCCAUCAAUGUGUACCAGGAGGCACAGAGACUCACCUUCCGAAUGGCUGUCCGAGUGUUGCUUGGCUUCAGCAUCCCCGAGGAGGACUUGGCUCACCUCUUCGAGGUCUACCAGCAGUUUGUGGAGAAUGUCUUCUCCUUGCCUGUGGACCUGCCCUUUAGUGGCUACCGGAGGGGCAUCCAAGCUCGGCAGAUCCUGCAGAAAGGGCUAGAGAAAGCCAUCCGUGAGAAACUGCAGUGUACCCAGGGCAAGGACUACUCAGAUGCCCUGGAUAUCCUUAUUGAGAGCAGCAAGGAACACGGCAAGGAGAUGACCAUGCAAGAACUGAAGGAUGGGACCCUGGAGCUGAUUUUUGCAGCCUAUGCCACCACAGCCAGUGCCAGCACGUCACUGAUCAUGCAACUGCUGAAGCACCCGGCAGUGCUGGAGAAGCUUCGGGAGGAGUUGCGGGCCCAGGGCCUGCUUCACAGUGGUGGCUGCCCCUGCGAGGGCACCUUGCGCCUGGACACGCUCAGCGGCUUGCGCUACCUGGACUGCGUCAUCAAGGAAGUCAUGAGACUGUUCACGCCCAUCUCGGGUGGCUAUCGCACAGUGCUGCAGACCUUCGAGCUUGAUGGUUUCCAGAUCCCCAAAGGUUGGAGUGUCAUGUACAGCAUCCGGGACACCCACGACACUGCACCUGUGUUCAAGGAUGUGAAUGUGUUCGACCCUGACCGCUUCAGCCAGGCACGCAGCGAGGACAAGGAUGGCCGCUUCCAUUAUCUCCCAUUCGGUGGUGGUGUGCGGACCUGCCUGGGCAAGCAUCUGGCCAAGCUGUUCCUGAAGGUGCUGGCCGUGGAGCUUGCUAGCACCAGCCGCUUUGAGCUGGCCACUCGGACCUUCCCUCGCAUCACCCUGGUCCCUGUCCUGCAUCCUGUAGAUGGCCUCAGCGUCAAGUUCUUUGGCCUGGACUCCAACCAGAAUAAGAUUCUCCCUGAGACGGAGGCCAUGCUGAGUGCUACGGUGUAGCCAGUGUGGCUUCAUUCUGGCCUCAGCCCAGCCCAGCAGAGGGGUGGGGGACAGAGCUAGAAACCUGUGUGUGGGAGUGGCUGGAUUGGAGACCAACAGUCUCCGGUGCCUGCCCUCCUCUGGCCUUUUCCCUGGUAAGCGCUCCCCAAAGCCAAAAGGACCCUGUCCUUCCUGGGCCCAGGACCCCUCCUGGCUCCUGCUCACUUGGAUCUCCAGCUCCCAUCACUGUACCUCCUUCUCACAUAGCUCCUGGGACAGGGCCGGGAUAGGGCCCGAAUAGGGCUUUUAUGCCCGAGACAGUGUUAGCGCCAGUCAGCUAUGCUGCAGUGUGUGCUUAUGGCCUUCUGAGGGGUCCUUUUCCUGCCCCCUUUGUCUUUUUGUUGGUGGUUAGGUGGUUGUGUAGGCAGGACGGAGGGAAAGAUGUGGUCUUUUGGAGCACUCUUUCCCAUCCCCUCUCCUGCCACUGCUUAGAUGGUGUCCAGAACAGUGUCCUAGGGAAUCCCAUCCAAGCCACCCUGCGUGGAGUGGGAGCUGCCACCAGCCUGGAGAGUGCCCUGUACCAGUGCAGCCAGUUUGGACAUUGGAAAUUGCCUGUUGCUGCUAUUUGUUCUCUCUUCUGACUUUGGGGUACAGGAGCCCCAGGCCUGAUCCCAAGUAUCUUCUUUGUCAGCCUUGGCCACACUGACAACCCACCCAUUAUGGGACCCACUGAGUCAUGUGGCUGCUGGCUAUAGUUGGGCCUGGCUAUCCAUCCCUGCUCCCUAGCCCAUAUUUAUUCACUAUACUGAGAUCUGGAAUGAAUAUCCCCUCCAGCCUCCACCCUCCAACCUAGCUGCUCCCCGCAGGAUCUCUGAGGCAAGAAGACAGGGUCUCAGGUCUAAUCCAGCUCCCUGGUGGGGGUGGAUCAGCCCUCCUAGGCUCCAGGCAAAUGAUUUGGUUUAAUCUCAGAGUCAGACACCCAGCGUUGUCGUCUGUACCACUACCACCUCCCAGUCUGUCAAAGCCCCAGGCAUGUGACUCCAGAGGCAACCAGAGACAAUGGCCACUUCCUGUCAGUCACUGCCUGCCCACAUGCCAAUUGCUUCACUGGUGAGAAUGAGGAAGGGUACAGGUUCCUUCUUCCCAUGGGGCUCCAUAUUCCCUUCCUUCACCCUCACUCUUUGCCCUUAGCCCUUGGAAAAUGUCCCCAAGUCCUUACCCCUCUAUGCCACUAUGUGCUAAGCCCAGCUCAGGGUGUGGGGCGAAGAUGAAAGCAAAGAGGUGAGAUAGAGAGCCUUCCCUCUGAGCUGGCCUUGGCCCUGUGGGGUCUGGAGGUGCUGCAGGGGUUAGGGGUGCAGGGAGAAUGAAAGAGGAGGAGAAAGAGGAAGACAAGGACAUAAGGGAGAUUUGUCAGAAGUGGUUCAGUUGCAGAUGGGCCGUGGGGAUGACUGGGUGGAAGAGAAGUGGUUCCCACCACUGGCAGUUUGAGUGCUGGCAACUCGGGACUCCUCCUGGGAACAGUUUGGGGACCUUUGGUGAGUCUACAGGCAAUUUUGUCUGUUUUCAGAUUUUUCUUUGUCCUUGGCAUUUCGCCAUUGCUUUUGGAAGUUACAAAUGCAAAGGAGCCUUUUCACAAGAAAGUAAAAAUCACAGAAUGACACAGCCCACUCCAACCUUUGAUGGCCACCAAGGCAGUUCCUGCUGCAUGGGGGUCCAGUGGACAAACCCUGCCCACCUCUCCCUAGCAGUAGGACACACCACACGGGAUGUCCUGUGAUCCACGUUUCCCAAAUGUUUCACUGGUGGUCUGCUUUUCCAUGACAAAACCAACCAACCACCACCACCACCACCAACAACAACAACAAAAUGGUAGAACAGACAUUACCGGCGAAAUAAUUUGGGGAAAAAAAAAACCCUAAAGUAGACUCCCUCAGUCUUCCCCCCAUCCUGAAACAGACCAAAAUGUGUAGAGACUCAUCAAAGCAUGUGAAACAUCUGCAUACUGCCCCACAGUCUCUUACCCACAAAAAGGCCAGUGUCUGGUGAGUUGAUUUUCCAGCAGGCUGACCCCACUUGCCCUGAACCAGCUGUUUCAGACUGAAUCUGUGGGUUGCAGUAAGUCUGGCUCUGACAGAGGGGCUGGAGGGCCCUGGCAGGCCUCAGGGGGCCCUCCAUUUUGGGGGGCCAGCCUGGGAGGGACAGAGAAGGAAAAGCUGAGUGGGAUCCCCAUGAGGGACAAAGGAAGGAAAAGUGUCUGCCCAGCUGGGUCUCAAAGGUAACAGGCAUCCGUGGGUGUGCUGCUUCGUCUCGCCUCUGUAGAUGUGUGUCUGUUCUGUGUUCGUGUGUUUCAUGACAGUAGCAUUAGAAGGGUGUUGUAUUCUCAUUUACAUUCCUAACUAUUGUAACUUGACAUUUAAAAAAACCCCACAGAACUCUUCCUGCCACGGGCUUGCGGAUCAAAGCACUUUCAAAGUUAGGCGCUGGCACACGUGUGCAUUCUGGGCAACCAUUUUGACCCCGCCCAGAUUGUUGUGUUAUUUUAUACACAAAACUUUUUUUCAUAAAUGUUAUAAUUUUGUGUCUGUCUUUAUAAACUAUAAUAAGUACUAUUUUUGUUAUAAUUCAAAUAGAUAUUUAGUAUAAAGUUGUUGUUAAAUAUUUGUUAUUUAGUAAAAUAUGAAUUGUUCUCUAUUGUAAACAUGGUUCAAAAUAUUAAUAUGUUUUUAUCACAGUUGUUUUAAUAUUGAAAAAGCACUUGUUUGUUUCAUUUUGGUAUGAACUGGUGCCGUGUGUGUGUUUUGGCUGUCAUGUGGUUUUGAUGUAUAUAUAAUAUUCCAUGUUUCAUAUUACAACAAUGAAUGCCAUGCAUUUUGGGAUCCUGAAAAUACUCAAUGUGGCUCUUUAUUGGCUUCCAUAAUAAACCGUGGGG
Molecule: messenger RNA, 5155 nt
Organism: Nannospalax galili (Upper Galilee mountains blind mole rat)
Lineage: Eukaryota; Metazoa; Chordata; Mammalia; Rodentia; Spalacidae
Product: cytochrome P450 26B1
Exons: 6
Coding region: 709-2247 (512 amino acids)
Biological process (GO): sterol metabolic process
Molecular function (GO): iron ion binding; oxidoreductase activity, acting on paired donors, with incorporation or reduction of molecular oxygen; heme binding
Source: RefSeq, a predicted model, not a curated record